AUGAAUCCAUCAUCAAUUUCCUUAGAUUCCAUCCCUGACGUACCUCAAUCUACUCCUAAACACAACCCUAAGAACCUCGGCGACGGUGAAAUUAUGGUCUGGUUGAAGCGCUUGAGGCGAAAUGAAAAUGAUGAAGAGGUGUUGUUGUACAGUUUUCAGAGAGAACACGAGAUUGAAGGUGAUUCUUCUAUUGUGAUGUUAUUGAGAUCACAUAGAAUAAGUGGAAGAUUCGCCUUUGAAGCAGAUGAUGAAAGGUGCAGAGAUUCUCAGAGCGUUUAA
This is a messenger RNA of Vicia faba (fava bean), 279 nucleotides long. The record is from the annotation of a GenBank genome assembly. Lineage: Eukaryota; Viridiplantae; Streptophyta; Magnoliopsida; Fabales; Fabaceae.